Sardina pilchardus (European sardine) is the source of this 1302-nucleotide messenger RNA. Its product is annotated as calpain-2 catalytic subunit-like. The record is from RefSeq and is a predicted model, not a curated record. Gene Ontology annotation, molecular function: calcium-dependent cysteine-type endopeptidase activity; calcium ion binding. Gene Ontology annotation, cellular component: cytoplasm. Lineage: Eukaryota; Metazoa; Chordata; Actinopteri; Clupeiformes; Clupeidae. Gene Ontology annotation, biological process: proteolysis.
ACACACCUGUUAGCUCUCAGAGGACAACAACUGGCAGCGACUCUAGAGGCGGUGUUACUCUGUGUCCCCACCUGAGUGAUCAGACCUGUUGUUAUUGUGCUUAACAAACCGGUAGAGUAUAUAGCCUUCUGCUCAACUAAUUGUGGCAGAAUGUCUUCUGCGUCAACGAUGUCGGGAAUUGCGUCGAAGCUUCAGCACGACCGGGAGAAGGCUCAGGGCAUCGGAUCAAACUCGCAUGCAGUGAAGUACCUGGGUCAGGAUUACGAUGUGCUGAGAAAGCAAUGCCUUGAGUCUGAGCGGCUGUUUGAAGAUGAUACAUUUGAGGCAGAAGUGUCCUCUCUUGGAUUUAAGGACCUUGGACCUGGCUCAUAUAAAGUCCGGGGUGUCACCUGGAAGCGACCCACGGAGCUAAGCCGGAACCCUCAGUUUAUUCUUCAAGAUGCCACCAGAACAGAUAUCUGCCAAGGGGCUCUCGGGGACUGCUGGCUUCUGGCAGCCAUUGCCUCGCUGACCCUCAACAAACAAGUCCUGGCUCGUGUCGUUCCCUCUGACCAGAGCUUUGACCAGGGCUACGCUGGGAUCUUCCAUUUUGAGUUCUGGCAGUUUGGGGAGUGGGUGGACGUGGUGAUUGACGACCGUCUGCCCACCAAGGAUGGAGAGCUGCUGUUUGUUCACUCGGCAACCGGCUCUGAGUUCUGGAGUGCCCUGCUGGAGAAGGCCUAUGCUAAGCUGAAUGGCUGCUAUGAGGCUCUGUCAGGGGGCUCCACCACUGAGGGCUUUGAGGACUUCACGGGCGGGAUCGCUGAGGCCCACGACCUCCAGAAGUCCGGACCGGGACUCUUCAAGAUCAUCAAGAAAGCUCUGAACAGAGGCUCUCUCCUGGGAUGCUCUAUUGACAUCACCAGCUCAGCUGAUUCAGAGGCCAUUACAUCACAGAAGCUGGUGAAGGGACACGCCUACUCUCUAACUGGAGCUGAGGAGGUGCGCACCAGAAACGGCUCAGAGAAGCUCAUCCGCAUUCGCAACCCCUGGGGCCAGGUGGAGUGGACAGGAGCAUGGAGCGACAGAUCCUCUGAAUGGCGCUCCGUCGACGAUGAGGACCAGGACCGACUGAAGAAGGCCUCGGAGGAUGGAGAGUUCUGGAUGUCUUUCUCUGACUGGAUGCGUCACUUCUCGCGUUUGGAGAUCUGUAACCUGACUCCUGACGCCCUCUCUGAUGAUGAGGUGGAGAAAUGGUCUCUCUGCAAAUAUGAAGGAACCUGGAGGAGGGGCUCAACUGCUGGAGGCUGCAGGAAUUUUCCA